AUGGCUUCAGAUGACUUUCUGCCCCAUUUUAUACUCAAAGAAGAUAAUGAAUGUGAACCGUGCACAAAAAAUGGAAGCCCAAGUUAUUCUCCUAGCAGGCAUUCCAGAGGCACCCAAAGCAAUGGUAAUGAUAAAGUUAAUAACUGCAAUAAACCUUCCAGUCAAUGUGGACAAAUUCAGCUUGAUUGUUCCAAUGACUUUCAUGCUACCACUUCAAGGAGGGCUGGCAGCAGCAGCAGCAGUUGUUCAGAACAGAUCAACUGUGGAAGUUCUCAGAAUUACUAUAAUGACAAUUUCCAGACAUACUCAGCUGAAACUUCUAGAAGAUGCAGCAUCAGAAGCUGCUGCAGUAAUACUUUAGAACAAUCAGACACCAAAGAAGAGGAAUUACCAACAAAGAAAAUGGGAACGGAUCUCCCAGCCAAAGGGGGAAAGACAUUACUUAGAAGGAAAAAGCAGCAAAAGAUUAAUUUUGAUAUCAGCAAUGUUAUAAAUUCCCAGAAGAAUAAUGUGGCUCGUCGCUUAUUGUCAGCCAGACUUCACAAAGUUAAAGAGCUAAAGAAUGAAGUGUUUGUUUUGAACAAUAAAUUGGAGGCAUCUAAUAUGGAAAACCAGAUCUUGAAGAGGCUGCAGAUUCAGCAUUUGAAAGCAAUAAGUAAAUACGAAAAUGCAGAGAUUAACCUGCCUGAUCUUAUGACAAAACAGUGUAGUGAAGUGAAAACGCUAAGGACACUGCUCAGAAAAUCACAGGAGCAGGAGCGGAAUGCAUCCAGGAAGCUUAGAGAAGUGGAAGCACAACUGUUAAAGACAAAAGAUACCUUGCAGGCACUGCAGAAACUUUCUGAAGACAAGCAUCUUGCUGAGAGAGGAGAACUUAAACACAGAUUAACAGGCCUUACACAAAGGAUGGCUGCUAGUGAUAAGAAAAUUCAGGACCUGGAAAAGCAACUGGCAUUGAACAAUACAUCCUUUAUUCAUCAGUUAGCUGUUGAAAAGAAAAAGACACUUGAUGCUCAGUUGGUUACUACAAGUUUGAAAAUGGAAAUCAAGUUGCUUAACCAAAAAAUUAAUGAAAAAGAAAGAGAACUUGCAAUAAGAAAUAUUUAUGCAAACCGGAUGCUUAAAGACCAGAAGAAGAAAGAUGACUCAGAGUCUGUCCCAGAAGAAGUUAAUGUCAACAUAUCAGUACAAGUAGAUAUGAAUCUGGAAAUGUUGCCUUUCCAAAAGCAUGAGAGAAAGCAAAGUGCAGUUCUCUCAAAAGAGGUUCUAACAAGAAAGGAUGUAUGUGCAAAAGAUAAGUUGAAUGAUGUAAAUGAAGAGAUGGAACCAAAAGCAGAGGCUCAUCAAACAGAACAAUUACCAGUGCAGGAAGUUUCAAAUAGAACAUACUCAGAGUUAUUAGUGGAAGAUAUAUCUCUAAGCAAAGAAAAAUAUUUUAAAUGUGAAAACAUGGAAAGACAGAAGAACCGAAGAGAUAGGCAAGGAUUAGAUUUAUUGAAAGAAGAGUUUGAGAAAUUAUGUACAGAAGAAUCACUCCAGUCUACACAUGACAAUGAGCAAAAAGAGAACAAUCUGGGAGAAACUGCAGCUGAAAUUCAAGAAAAUGAAAGCAAGAGAGAAGAGCCAAAAGAAGUAAUAAGUGAUAAAUUGGAAACAGUAAUACAAAGUCACAGAACACCAUCUAAAUUAAAGAAACACUACAUAUUUACAGAAGCUGUUGAAAAUUUGCAUCAGGGAUUCCCUUCAACGAGACGGUUGUCCAAUACAAGUACCACAGGUAAUAGCAGGCAGGUUAAUAGAUAUUCAAGUGAUAUUGCUGAGUUUAAGGGAAGUGACUCUACCAGUGUGUAUGAGCCAUCAUUUGGGAAGACUAUCAAAACAAAGCAGGACACUUCAGUACACAGUGAAGAUCAGAUUCCUACAGUAUCAGCAGAGAAGAAAAACACUCUUAUGGAAGAACUCUUUGGGACGAGCUCCAUCUUGAAAGACAGUAAUUUGAAACCUAAUUUUGAAAAGGUGGGUAAGGAAAAAAAAGUUUUACAGAAUGAAAAGUUUUGUGAGGACAUUUCAUACAUGCAUGAUAGCUUUCAGUGUGGUGAUUCCAAGCAAACGCCCAUAAAGGCUUUUGAUACAGUUGCCUUCUUGGAAAACCUUAAAUAA
Molecule: messenger RNA, 2160 nt
Organism: Sceloporus undulatus (fence lizard)
Lineage: Eukaryota; Metazoa; Chordata; Lepidosauria; Squamata; Phrynosomatidae
Product: lebercilin-like protein
Exons: 1
Coding region: 1-2160 (719 amino acids)
Biological process (GO): intraciliary transport
Cellular component (GO): axoneme
Source: RefSeq, a predicted model, not a curated record